AUGCCUGAACCACCCAUUUGCAGAUUGUGGCAACCAAACGGUUUGAUUGGGGGGAAAAUUAUAGCGGAGUCUCGGAGAAAAUAUCAGAAUUUCACGCUAGACAUUCGAACUAGCCAGUCUAAUCAGUCAUUAGGUCAACCCUCCAUCAAUGAUAUAAGCUUUAAGAUUGAUAAUUCGUCGGAUCGGACAGUCCCAACGCAAGCGUCCAUAUGGAUACGCUUUCGCGCUCAUUCUCCUACUCAGCUUCCUCGACAAGCUUCGCGAUAUUCAUCUUCCUACCCGUUUUCUCCGUUUAGGGUUUCGGAAAAUACCACUUUCUUGUCCGCACGAGAUUCACUUACUAGGAUCGGAAUGAAAAAAUCAGCCAGAAUGUCGUCCAUCGGAGCCGGGGAUCUUCGCGUUUCCGACACGGUUGGGAGCUUUAGCACUCGAUUUUCCUUGAACUCUUUUGUCAAGCGAGUGCAAAAACUCACGAAUGAUCAAAAGGCCGCUAUAACAAAUAUUGGGUUUGGCAAUCUUCUUCUAUUAUCUAAUCAUAUGCUUGGCAAGAAUCUGUUGCUUGAAUUGAUGAAUAGGUGGAGUUGUGAACAACAGGCAUUUAUACUUCAUAUUGGUAAAAUUUCAAUUACAUUGAUGGAUAUAGUGUUGAUAUUAGGACUAAGGGUAGUUGGUAGGCCUGUAAUUCUCAGGGACGAAGAGCCCUUUUCAGAUCUAGAAAAAGAUUUUGGUGCUGGUUUAUGGAAUAGGAAGGUUAAGAUCACAUCCCUUGAGAGCCAACUUGAUUCUUUUGGAGAGACAGUCAAUGACCAAUUUAUUAGGACUUUUUUACUUUUUGCAAUUGGGAGCUUACUUUUUCCAAAUACAAGCGGGAAAGUGGAUUCCCGUUACCUUUCUUUUCUCAAGAAUUUGGAUGAUGUCUCUCAGUUUGCCUGGGGUGCAGCUGUUCUUGAGGAUAUUAUAUUGUGGCUGAACAGAAGAAAAAAGGAAAAUAUACAAUACGUAGGUGGUUGCCUUCUAUUUCUCCAGAUUUGGUCUUAUGAACAUAUUGACAUAGCUCGACCAAGGCUGGUAGAAAAAUAUUUGGCAUUCCCCCGUGCAUGCCGGUGGGAGAGUAGUAGAUCUCAUCAAAGGCAAUUGUUGAUGACAAAGUUCAAGGACCUACAAGGUGAUCAGAUAACUUGGAAGCUUGAGCCAACUUUGGAAGAGCUAGAAGUUGAUGUGAUUAAAGAAUUAUUAGAGUCCGAAAGUGAUGCCAAUGAGCCUCCUAGGGAACAAUACUCUGCUAUCAAUAUUUUAGAAGCUUUGAAAAUUGAUUCUGGUAAUGGUAGCGCUAAUGAAGUGCAUGUGACUCAACAUGCUAAUGUCUCAGUGGCUGAUGGUGCUGCGGUUGAAAUCGAUUCAGACAUGGAUAUUACUGAUGACAAACAUGGCCCAGGAGAGGUCAAUCUAGAGCAGAAGGCAUCGAAAUGUGAAUUGAUGAUUCGCAAUUGCAGUUCAGUAAAUCCAUAUACUUCUUCUCCACAUAAGGAAAAUAUAGAAAUUGCCUCAACAUCAGAACACUCUUAUACAAGUAUUUGUAGUGGCAUUGAGGAUGAUUUAAUAACAAGAAAUCAAAUGCUUGAAGAGCAAUAUAUGGCAUUAAAGAAGGAGAUGGAUAUACUCAAGCAGGAAAUGGCGAGUUUAAGGAACCAGAAUGUGAAGUUGCAGAAAGAAGCAGACGACUUGAGAAAAGAAAACCGACACAUAAGUCUUUCAACAAAUAAUCUCGUGGUUCGAUUGGAGAGGCUUCUAGUAGAUGAGGAUGUGAUUGCCACAGAGGGAAUAUAAUCUGUUGAACGAAACAUAGCCUUAUCGGUGGAUCACACACACACAAAAAAAAAAAACAUUCUCAUCCAUUGAACACUUGUUUUUCUGUGUUGGGAAUCUCAUUUCCCAUUCUAUCAAAUGCAGAGAGUUGUUGGAUGCCUUUCCUUCAGAAGUAUGUGAGAGCAAUCUUUUCGGGGAUCCUAUGCUUACAACAUCAAGUAUGGCUCAUCAUGGCCUCAAUUGUUGCGAUGGUUGAAGAGCUUUGUUUUGGCACAUACAGAAAACGGAGUGAUGGCUUUGGAAGGUUUAUGUGGCCUUUCGUGUAACAAAUGUACAGCAGUUUUGUAUAUUAAUGCCUGGUAUGCUUCCAAACAUAGAGACCAACACUCUUGUAAAUGUACAUCUCCUUGGUAUUUAAGUAAAUUAUGGUUUUCAUUUGUCCUA
Tripterygium wilfordii is the source of this 2250-nucleotide messenger RNA. RefSeq lists its product as uncharacterized. The transcript is spliced from 7 exons. NCBI's taxonomy places the organism in Eukaryota, Viridiplantae, Streptophyta, Magnoliopsida, Celastrales, Celastraceae. The record is from RefSeq and is a predicted model, not a curated record. Bases 1 to 1827 code for a protein of 608 amino acids.